AUGUCUGAUCAAAUAAACAGAAACACUGGUGGCGGUCCUUCCAACAACGAUUCCGCAGAUAAAAGCCUUGAUAGAACCAAAACUACACCUGGUCAAAUUAAGGCUACGAUUGGUUUCUUUGAGAGUAAUCAAGACCUUUUUAAGAUAUAUCUUGGUGGACAAAAGUCGUCCGUUCCUUCAGCUGGUAGUCAGAUAAAAAAAAGAGAGAUCAUUGAGAGAUUGAUUCAGCAACUUCUGGCGGAUGACGUAAUUCCGUCUUCCUGGAAUUUCAAAUCGGUUGGAAAACGUUUUGAACGCCAACUCGCAAAGUAUCGCAAUGUAGAAAGAGAUAUGAACUCUACCGGUUUUGACUUGACUACAGAUGACAUUAAACGUGGACUGACCUCCAUCGAGAUCAAGUGUGAACAUUUGUGUAUUGGAUUUUCUCGUUUGGCUGCUCUGCAUGGUGCUAGACCAAUCAUAACUCCUUAUUGUGUGGCUUUCCAUGGUGCUCCUGGUGGUACCGAGUACACAUACUACAACAGAGUAAGGCCAUCAUUAGCUGCAAUUGUGGCACAAACGUCUGCAGUUUUUGGUGGUCAACAAGAGGCGAUUGAAGAGGUCAGUCGAUUGUUAGUUCGAAGUGAUGCAGCUGAAUCUUCAAAAAGAAUAUCUGCUUCUCUUUCCUCUGGUGCUCCUUUGGCUGCUGAUGUUCCUUUGGCUUCUGGUGCUCCUUUGGCUGCUGGUGCUCCUUUGGCUGCUGGUGCUCCUUUGGCUGCUGGUGCUCCUUUGGCUGCUGGUGCUCCUUUGGCUGCUGGUGCUCCUUUGGCUGCUGGUGCUCCUUUGGCUGCUGGUGCUCCUUUGGCUGCUGGUGCUCCUUUGGCUGCUGGUGCUCCUUUGGCUGCUCGUGCUCCUUUGGCUGCUGGUGCUUCGCUUUCCUCUGGUGCUCCUUUUGCUGCUAGGUCUUUGUCUGCUGCACCUGUGUCUACUGAGCGUUCUUCCUCUUUCCCUUUUUCUUCUGUUGGGCCAUUCUCAAACGAACCUCUCUCUUUCCCUCGUCCUGCUUUUGGUGAAGCUUCGUCUGGGCAGCCGUCAUCUGUAGAAGUACCAGCUACCAAUGUAGCUUCUUCUCGUCUGUUGGCUCCAUCUAAUACCACCUUAAGUCGAAAAGAACUGACAAAACUAUUAAAAUUUAUUGAACUGAAAACACUGGAAGGGGGGUAG
This is a messenger RNA of Mucor mucedo, 1203 nucleotides long. RefSeq lists its product as uncharacterized. The coding region runs from base 1 to 1203 and encodes 400 amino acids. Lineage: Eukaryota; Fungi; Mucoromycota; Mucoromycetes; Mucorales; Mucoraceae. The record is from RefSeq and is a predicted model, not a curated record. The transcript has a single exon.